Messenger RNA from Anguilla anguilla (European eel), 2767 nucleotides. Its product is annotated as beta-crystallin B1-like. The coding region runs from base 631 to 1275 and encodes 214 amino acids. The transcript has 7 exons. Gene Ontology annotation, molecular function: structural constituent of eye lens. NCBI's taxonomy places the organism in Eukaryota, Metazoa, Chordata, Actinopteri, Anguilliformes, Anguillidae. The record is from RefSeq and is a predicted model, not a curated record. Gene Ontology annotation, biological process: lens development in camera-type eye; visual perception.
UCUGGGAUCGCCCAACGGGGGACAGAACCAGGUCAGAGACCCGGGUCAGAGAGACAGAACCGGGUCAGAGAGACAGAACCGGGUCAGAUCAUGGGAGCAGGCGGAACAGAACCAGGUAAGUUUAAACCAUAGAGACCAUAGAAAUACAAACACUAGAAAGGCUAAUUAAAUGACAUGAUAAUUAUGCUCACCGGAAUAACAUGUUUUAAAAGGGCGGAUUAGUUAAAACAAAAUAUAAAGCGGACACAAAUGGGAAACUGCUUUGCAUCUGGAGAAGGUUAGAACACAGGCGGUUUAUAGGGUUAUGCAUUAGCUUGGCAUUUACUCUAAUUGUUAGACUAUCAUGUAUUGUUUAAUGUCGGAAUUGGCUUGACCUGAUCCCAUACAGUGUUGUUUAGCAGCUGCAACAGCGAUUCAGACAGCCAAGCGUGUGAAAGCGGUGGAUUUGCAGACCGGAUAAACCCCAUUCAGCAGCUCCCCUCCCCUGCGCGGCUGCAGGACACACGGCCUGGGUCCUAGGCACGCGAGCGUCCGUGGUGGCUCCUGGCCGGGGGCGUGACAGGAAGUGGGACUCACGGCGGAGCAGACGGGCCGGAAUGACAUCAUCCUCUCGAUGCGGCUAGCGCCACCAUGUCUCUGUCCGGUGCCCAGGGCAGCGUCGGCGGCCACUCCACCAGCAUCGCUGUGCGCACGUACAAGAUCUGCCUGUUUGAGAGGGAGAACUUCCAGGGCGCUCGUCUGGAGCUGAAAGGGGAGUGCAGGAGCCUCGGUGAGAGGGGACUGGACCGGGUCGGGUCCCUCAGCGUGUCGGCCGGACCGUGGGUGGGGUUCGAGCGGCAGAACAUGGCGGGUGAGGUGUUCGUGCUGGAGAAGGGGGAGUACCCGCACUGGGACUCCUGGCGCAAUGGCUACCGCCGCGAUCAUGGCGACAGCCUGCUGUCCGUCAGGCCCGUACGCAUGGACAGCCUGGAGCCUAAGAUCUGCCUGUUUGAGGAGAUGAACUUUCAGGGGCGUAAGAUGGAGGUCUGUGAUGAGGACAUUCCCAGCCUGUGGUCCCACGGCUUCCAGGACCACGUCAGCAGCGUGCAGGUCACCGGUGGCACGUGGGUGGGGUACCAGUAUCCAGGUUACCGGGGGAGUCAGUACCUGUUGGAAUGCGGCACCUAUAAGCACUGGAACGAGUGGGGCGCGGCGCGCCCCCAAAUUCAGUCCCUGCGUCGCGUCAAAGACCUGCUCACCCAUCUGCGUGAGGGGUUCAAGAUGGCCGCCGUGUAGGGCGGGGCGGGGCGGGGCACUCUACCGGCGCUGUGCCUGCCCUGCUGUCCAAACUCCUGCCUUCUCAUCCGUGCAGUUACUCAGUUACUCAUUAAUAAAUUAGCUUAAGUAAUUAGUUUGAUGAACUUCAUCUGCUUCAGAUUCCACUGCCAUGCCUGCUUGUGAACAGCUACUCUUAGAAUACUGAUGAUGAUGAUUAUGAUGAUGUGUUUUUGCUUCCAAUGUCCUCUGGUCUUAAAUAUGAAAGAUUUAUAGAAUUAUAUUCUACAUAACCUUCCAUCUGUAUAUUCAUGCAACCUGAUGUUUCAGAAGCGUCCGACAUCUGGCUGUCAAAUCAGCUGCUGUAUCCGCCAGGCCUUUGGAGAGCACUGAAAGAUGGCCCUAAAAAUAAUCCCCCCAAUCUUUCUUGUUCAUCAUAAAGUUGGGAAAACCUCCUGCUCGCGCUCGACUCACUCCAGCGUUCGGCUCACCCUUGAAGUUCUCCCAGACGGAGAGUGAGGAGAUGUUUUCGGACAGGGAAUAACGGUGCUUUCUCCCCCCCCUGCUGUUACUGAGAAGGACAACGGGCAGCUUUGGUUUUUGGACAUGCCCUGUUCGUCUCUGUGAUCGAACGAUCUGAAAGAGCCGCUUUGUGCAGUAGAUUUCUCACGGAUAUUACCAUCUGGAAGACAGGACAGGAAGCGUAUCAUGCAUUCAAAAGCAUUUAAUUCUUUCAUAUUCACCACUUGAAAUGAAGAUGAAAAUGCUCUUUGAAAUCUUUGAAACUGCCGUGGUGAGGAACUUGUUGAAACGCGCUCGCAUGAUGUUGCUGUCGUCUAAUUUUUUCUGCAUUCUUUAGGCUGGAUUGUCAGAGUGUGUGUGUGUGUGUGUGUGUGUGCGCGUGCACGCGCGUGUGUGCGACCUGGGUCAAAUAUAGAAUGCUUUUAACCCCUUAAGCAAUAAUAUUAAAAGUCUUUCAAAUAUGUAUCUGACCCAGAUCCUUUAAUAUAAAUGCUUUGGCUAUUACUUUGCCAAUUAAUCAGUCAGAAAGAACUGCGGUGGGUUUGGAGUGCUAGGCUACAGGUUCUAAAAUAAGUCUGGAUGAAUUCACAGUCAACGAAAGCCAGCAGUGACGACAGGAAGAAGGGAAAACGCGGUUUUUGCAGCUGGGAUAACCGGUGUUACCGUGAGCUCUCCACUUCAUGGCCGUUCACAUCCGUAUUUUCCUGGAAGAAUGAGCGGCAUCUUCAGUGCCCCACAGCGCCUCCUAUCGGUGGCAUGUUCAGUCAGAACUGUGACGUGUAGAUUCCCGUCAUGACAUGCUUGCCUCGCGGGUGUAUACCUGGACAGUAGGCUAAUCAUCACUGCCGAACGAGUGAGUCACAGCAUAAGCCCACGUAAACACCAUUUUUACAGCACUUAGUACCGUGUAACAUGCAGCAGUACAUUAUCCGAGAAAAGGCAAACACACCAGCAUAUUCUGUAUUCUGCGCGUAUUUGUUUCUUAAUAUUA